This is a messenger RNA of Closterium sp. NIES-65, 3285 nucleotides long. The record is from the annotation of a GenBank genome assembly. NCBI's taxonomy places the organism in Eukaryota, Viridiplantae, Streptophyta, Zygnematophyceae, Desmidiales, Closteriaceae.
AGGGAGGAGGCGAGGGAGAUUGCCUCCACACUCACCACCUCUGCUCCCCACACUCACCAUCCCCCCCCACUUAUCACCACUCUUCACCUUCCCCCACCACCGCUCCCCUUUAUUCACCUUUCCCCACUGCUUCCCCAGCACUCAUCUCUGCUCUCUCCGCUGCGCUCACCUCUGCUCCCCUGCGCUCACCUCUGCUCCCCUGCGCUCCACCUCUGCUCCCCUGCGCUCACCUCUGCUCCCCUGCGCUCACCUCUGCUCCCCUGCACUCACCUCUGCUCCCCUGCACUCACCUCUGCUCCCCUGCACUCACCUUUACUGUUCCUGCACUUUUCACACCACCGUUUCCCCGUCCCACUGUUCACAGCCACCGUUUCCCCGUCCCCCACUGUUCACGGCCAUUGUUUCCCCGUCCCCAAAUGUUCACACCACUGUUUCUCCGUCCCCCGUUGUUCACACCACGGUUUUUUCCCCACUGUUCACCCACCUUUUGUUCCCUCUGUUCCCUCUGUUCACCCCUCUGCCAUCCCCGCUUGCUCGCCAUGCUCCCCGCACUCACUUGCUAUGCUCCCUCCCCCCACUCACUCAUUGCCCGAAACAUCCAGCCAGCACUCAUCUCUGCUCCCUGCGCUCACCUCUGCUCCCCUGCGCUCACCUCUGCUCCCCUGCGCUCACCUCUGCUCCCCUGCGCUCACCUCUGCUCCCCUGCGCUCACCUCUGCUCCCCUGCGCUCACCUCUGCUCCCCUGCGCUCACCUCUGCUCCCCUGCACUCAUCUCUGCUCCCCUGCGCUCACCUCUGCUCCCCUGCGGUCACCUCUGCUCCCCCUGCGCUCACCUCUGCUCCCCUGCGCUCACCUCUGCUCCCCUGCGCUCACCUCUGCUCCCCUGCGCUCACCUCUGCUCCCCUGCGCUCACCUCUGCUCCCCUGCACUCACCUCUGCUCCCCUGCACUCACCUCUGCUCCCCUGCACUCACCUCUGCUCCCUGCACUCACCUUUACUGUUCACCCACUUUUCACACCACCGUUUCCCCCCAGCCAGGUGAGAAGCUGCCACUCCUCACUCGUGGCAUCUCUCCCCCCCCCCCCUCCCUUGCCGUCCCUCCUCCACAUGCUUUCACUCUCUGCACGUGGGGAGCGUGAGGUGGAGCACGUGUCCGGAGGAGAGCUGCAGCGCUUUGCCGUUGGAGUGGUGGGGGGGCAGCUGGGAGACAGACAUCUACAUGUGUGGGAGCGUGAGGUGGAGCAUCUGUCAGGAGGCGAGCUGCAACGGUUUGCCAUUGGAGUGGUGGCGGGGCAGCUGGGAGACAUCUACAUGUUCGAUGAGCCUUCCAGCUACCUGGACGUGCGGCAGCGAUUGAAGGCAGCGCAGGUCAUCCGCUCGCUGCUGCGCCCCGACAGAUACGUGAUUGUGGUGGAGCGUGACCUGAGUGUGCUCGACUAUCUCUCCCACUUCAUGUGCUGCCUCUACGGCAAGCCAGGGGCAUACAGGGCGGUUUUUCUGCGCUAUCACCCCAUGCACCCACUGCCCUGCCACUCACUCCCCAUUCCAUCAUCCCCAUCCCCCCCCAGAUACGUCAUUGUGGUGGAGCACGAUCUCAGUGUGCUCGACUAUCUCUCGGACUUCAUCUGCUGCCUCUACGGCAAGCCCGGUGCCUACGGGGUGGUCACGCUGCCCUUCUCCGUGCGAGAGGGCAUCAACAUCUUCCUGGCUGGCUUCGUGCCAACCGAGAACCUGCGCUUCCGAGACGAGUCGCUCACAUUCAGGGGGACGAAAACCCCGGUGGAUAAUCCUGAGGAGGGAGGCCAAGACGUACAGUCGGUUCGGUACAGGUAUUUGGGCAUGAUCAAGAAGCACGGCGGGUUCAACCUCCUCCUUCCCCUCCCUCACUCCAUUCUUUCACCCCCCUUCAUUCCAUCUCAGGUGCUGAAACCCCGGUGGCUGAAACCCCGGUGGAUAAUCCUGAAGAAGCCAAGACGUACACGCGCUACAAUCGAUAACCCUGAAGAGGCCAAGACGUACACGCGCUACAAGUACCCGCGCAUGGUCAAGAAGCAGGGCGGAUUCAAGCUGACGGUGGAACCUGGUGACUUCACGGACUCACAGAUCGUGGUGAUGCUGGGGGAGAACGGCACCGGCAAGACCACCUUUAUCCGCAUGCUGGUAGGGAAGCUGUCUCUCAUGGGCUUGCACGUCUCUUGGCUCUCUCUCCUCCCUGUCCCUUCCAUGAUCCAUCUUCCAUCCCUCCUCUCUCCCUUCCAGGCGGCUCUCUCAAGGCCGGACCAGAUGAGGGAAACCGGCAAGGAGGCCCAAGGUUUUCCCGAGUUCAACGCGUCGUACAGGCCGCAGAAGACCACCCAGCCCCAAGCCGGCCUCUUGAAGGCAGAUCCAGACGAGGAGACCGGGAAAGAAGCUGAGGACCUCCCGGAGUUCAACGUGUCGUACAAGCCGCAGAAGAUCAGCCGCAAGUUCCCCCUCUCAUACCCUCUCCGUGCGCGCGCUGCUGCACUCCAAGAUCCGAGACUCGUUCCACCACCGCAGUUCAACACCGACGUGCUGCGCCCCAUGCAGAUCGACCCGCUCCUGGACCAGGAGGUGGUGAAUUUGUCGGGUGGGGAGCUGCAGCGCGUGGCUAUUACCCUUUGUCUGGGAAAGGUAAGGAAGGAGUGGGUGGGUUGGUCAACUCUCUCUUGGAGACCUGGCGGCGUUCAAGGUGGUUUGGGGCGGUUUCUGGGGCGGCUCAGAAGUUGCCCCAUGCAGAUCGACCCCCUGCUCGACCAGGAGGUGGUGAAAAUCUCAGGAGGGGAGCUGCAGCGCGUGGCCAUCACGCUGUGCCUUGGCAAGAAGUUGUCUCAUGCAGAUCGACCCCCUGCUCGCCAGGAGGUGGUGAAUUUGUCAGGAGGAGAGCUGCAGCGCGUGGCUAUUUCCCUCUGCCUUGGGAAGGUGCGUCGCUAUUUCCCUCUGUUUUGGGAAGGUGCGUGGCUAUUUCGCUAUGCCUUGGGAAGACGAGCCUCGGCCUAUCUGGAUUCGGAGCAGCGCAUCGUGGCAGCCAAGCCUGCCGACAUCUACCUGAUUGAUGAACCCUCAGCCUACUUGGAUUCAGAGCAGCGCAUUGUGGCGGCCAAGGUGAUCAAGCGCUUCAUCCUGCACGCCAAGAAAGACGGCGUUUGUGGUGGAGCACGACUUCAUCAUGGCCACGUACCUGGCGGACCGCGUCAUCGUGUACGAGGGGCAGCCGUCGGUGGACUGCACGGCGCGCACGGCCCCAGUCGCUCAACAGCGGCAUGA